AUGACUGAGCAAGAACUGCACAAGCUUCGGGCUAGCCCCGCUGCGUUCCGUGCCAAGUUGAUGAUUGAUGCUGGUGUUGGUCUGUGUCGUUUCAAUGACGUUGUUGAAGACUGGCAACGCCAAGACUUCCUAGCGAUGGAUCGCGCAUGGUUCCGUGCCGUUCACGGCGGCGACGUUGCGCCAAAGUUCAACCGUGCUUGGCUUGGUCGCCCUCGUGGCCAUAGCAAGUCAACUGACCUCGGCAUCAUGGCGUCGUGGGCGUUGAUUGCUUCGCCUCGCCCCCUGCGUGGCAUUGCCGCUGCCGCCGACCGAGAGCAAGCCGCCAUCCUUCGCGAUGCUGUAGACAUACUGACGCGUUGCAACCCGUGGUUGCUCGACUUCCUGGAGGUUCAACGCAACGCCGUUAUCAACCCGCACACCGGCAGUCGCCUUGACAUUCUCAGCAGCGACGCCCCGAGCAGCUAUGGCCUUACUCCUGACUUUGUCAUCGCCGAUGAGGUUACGCACUGGCCGAAAGGCGACAUGUGGGACUCGUUGGUAUCGAGUGCGGCGAAGCGACCCAACUGCCUCAUCAUUUGCAUCACCAACGCGGGCAUCCAUGACACAUGGCAGGCCAACGUCCGGCAGAAGAUCAGCAAAGGCGAAGGCCACGAUAACUGGUACUUCAACGAGUUGGCCGGUCCUCUCGCAUCAUGGAUCACCGAAGCAGCUCUAGCUGAGCAGAAGGCCCUAUUGCCAGGACCAGCAUUUGAACGGCUGUGGUUGAACCAAUGGAGCAGCGGCGGUGGUGACGCUCUUACCCCCGAGACGAUCGACGAGAACUUCGAUCCCAACGCCAAGCCCAUGUCGGGCAAGGAACUCGAUCAGCAGUUCGUUGUCGGUAUUGACCUUGGUCUUAAGCGUGACGCGUCAGCGAUCGUCGUCUUAGCCGUCGAGCCUCACCGUGGCGGCCAUAUCCGCCUCGCCUACACCAAGAUCUACCGCCCCGGUGACGGUGUUGGCGGAAAGGUUGACUUGAUGCGGAUCGAGAACGACCUCAUCGAGAUUGAUCGCAAGUAUCGACCACGCACUUAUGCGUUCGAUCCGUGGCAGGCGGAGUUGAUGGCGCAGCGUUUGGAGUUGUGCCUGGGGAACUGGCGAGACUCGCCCUAUUACAGCACCGGUGACUUGCUCCGAGAGACGCCGCCAACCGCCGAGAACCUUCGCGAGCAAGCAGCACUCACCAUCCAACUCUUCAACGACCGGCGUUUGAAGUUGUACGAGUGCCCCGAGCUUCGCCGCGACCUGAUGAAGCUGCGUGUUGAAGAGAAGUCCUACGGCUAUCGCCUAACUAGUCCCCGCGAUGCUACCGGCCACGGCGACACGUUCUCUGCCUUCGCCCUCGCACUCCCGCACGCCUACAAGAGUAUCCAAAUGUCAAAGCACAACGACGACUUCAUCGCUGCCCACGGCGAGCCGGUCUACAGCGACAAGAAUCAAUGCAAGUAUUUCCCCGACGGAGCCCGAAUCUCUGACGCCAAUUCCAGCAACUUCGCGAUGUAUCACGAGCCGCCCCAGUCGGCAGUGGAUCGGGCGAUCUUCGUCCAGCAGUACUGGAAGCUGCGGAAGGCAUUCGCCGACAAGGCAUUCGCGACGCUGAGGAAUCAACUGACCUACAGCGUCGAAGGAUUGCGCCAGAACAACGGCGGGCGUGUCCCCGUUCCCCCCAGCAUGGAAGAAGUCGAGAAGCUCAAGCAACUCGCGGAGAACUGCCGCGUUGCUAACGCCAGUUUGGCUGACGCGGAGAAGUCGCUAGCCGAAGCCGAAGUUAACGUCAGCCCCGUUCGUGCGGCGCAGGCGGCGUUGGAUCGUGAGCACCUUGAGAAGCACCGUGCGUUUCAAAAUUAUCGCUCCUACGACCUAGAGCAGCAGGAGGCCGACGACGCGAAGGAGUGGCAGGAGCCUAGCUUCGGCCUGCCGCUGCCGAAGAUGCCGCCUAGACCUAUCGAUCGCCUUGUCGGCAAUCGCUCGGCGAAGCCUCAACGGCCUAGCUCGGGUCGCACCGUAGCGAACGGAGUCAGGAUCGCCGAGCUAGAGGGUCGGCCUCACUAUGUCGUCCCCGUGGUGAUGCUCAGCGGCAACGAGCGGGACGGAAUGGUGAUGGCCGGCUCAGGUGGUCCGGUGCUCUAUCCGCCCAGCGAGACGGCGAAGACGGUCCACCUGUGGAACGGAAGGCCCAUCGUCCGGGAUCACCCCGACCUCCACGGUGUCUCAUCGGCCAACAACCCGGAUGCCUACAGCCGCCAACGUAUCGGCGUGGUCUUCAAUGCCCGCAUUGACGGUGGGCGGUUGGUCGCCGAGGCGUGGCUUGAUGUUGAACGGACCAAGGCGGUGGACUCGCGGAUCGUCGAUGCGGUCCUCAACGGGCGAAUCCUGGAAGUCAGCACGGGCCUCUUCCUAGAGCAGACCAUUCGCAACGGGACGGUCGGCGGUCGUGCCUAUCGGGCCGUCGCCAGCAACUAUCGCCCGGACCACUUGGCGAUCCUGCCCGACACGGUUGGGGCCUGCUCGGUCAAGGACGGCUGCGGGCUGCUGCGUGCUGACAUGAAGUUCCAAGUUACCUGCGACGAACACACCCGGACCGAGGACGGCCGCAAGGUGACCUAUGUCUGGGGUCAAGUCAUCGAGAGCGACGUUGACCUCGUCGCCAAGUUUCCCGACGCCUUUGUUCAGGUCGAUGACUUAGCGAUCCCGGACACGCCCCACCUAUCAGCCACCGGACCGACGCAGGGCGACCUUCCUUCCGUCCCGACCUAUGGCGAUGGGGUCAAGCGGCUGCCGGCGGUCGCUCUCGCCGAGCCCGAACCUGAGCCCGAACCCGAGGAGUGA
Molecule: messenger RNA, 2868 nt
Organism: Symbiodinium sp. CCMP2456
Lineage: Eukaryota; Dinophyceae; Suessiales; Symbiodiniaceae
Source: the annotation of a GenBank genome assembly